UUUCUGCAGAAAUUGUUUUCAACACAGACAAAAAAAGUUUAUUUUAACAUUUUGCUGCUUCCAGCCUUGAACAUUUGUGUCCACCAUCAGUCACAUGCACGCUCGCACGCACGUACCCGUAUCAUGCCCACAGAAAACCGUCUCUGCUGGUGACCCGGGUCCACCUGGACCCUGAGGAGGUGACGCUCAGCCGCGCAGGACGCGCCGUUUUCGGCAGAGAACGGCGGGAUUUCUGCGCUCUUCCUCCGUCAGUUCUGGAGGUUUAUCUGAUGCAGGAUUGAAGAGGAGCAGCUUCCGAGGAAGAACCUCUGCUGGGAUCCUCCGACAGCAGAAACAUCUGCAGAGACCCGCGGAGAAAGAGUCGCUUCCUGCUGUUGGACGAUCAGAUCCUUUCAUGAUUUUCUAACAAGUCCACUCAGUUUGGGAGGACCGUUUCCAUGGCAACGCCGACCUCUGUUUGGGCGGGGGACGCCAGUGACCUCAACGAGAGAAGACACGAGCUGUGUGGGCCACCCUGUGUUUGGAGUAGUUCCCCCCCUGCUGGUUGGACGUGGGAGCAGCAGUUCUCUCCCCACCUGCAGAGAAACAAACAGCUGCAGGACGCUCUGCUGCAGAGGGAGGAGGAGCUGGCCCGCCUCCAGGAGGAGAACUGCAAACUCAGGGAGUUCCUCAGCUCCUCCUUCGUGAGGAGCCUGCAGGAGAAGGCGGAGAAACUGGGCGUGGCCAGCCGGGUGGCGCUGAAGAGAACUCUGAUGACCAGGGACGUCGAACCCCCCCGGCUCUCUACCCAUCGCCUCCUGCCCUCCAAGAAAGUCAGCAAGAGGGUCUGCAGGAACCUCAUGGCCGAGUUCUGCUCAGAGACCCAAGAGUCCCCCUCAGAACCGAACCUGGACCUGUGGGUCCUACGGACGCUGGGCCUGAAGGACCGGGACACCAUCGACACGUCCAGCCAGUCAGCUCCAGACUUCAGCAUCUGGGAGGGGGAUUCCUCCGGUUACACCCCCGACUCCACCUUGGACUCGCCCGUCUCCACGGCGACGCCUUCAUCGGUUCACAGCUGCUGCCGAGGAACCGCAUCCGAACCGGACCACGGGUUCUCUGCAGAUCCAGAGACUUCGGAAAAGUCCAGCGCAUCUGCAGGGAUGGCCCCCCCCCCAGGAUCCGGGAUCAGGAGCUUCAGCACCUGGACCACCUUCCAAAGACCGGACCUCUGUUCCAUCACUGGCUCAAGUCCGGCCCACAGUCCGGACAGGGACCCAGCAGGGCUGUCGUUCUGGUCUCCACCUCCUGACAGGUGGACUCCCCCAGAAAAUGUCCUCCCACCCCCCCUCCUGACUUCAACUCCAACCUCCAACCAACCCUGGGCGUCUCCUGGUCCCUGGAACCGCACGAGUCCAUCGGAUCAUCCUGAAGUCCGGACGCCCCGCAGGUCCACAGACGUGGCCUUCAGCAUGUUCCUGCGGCCGUCCAGCAGCGUCAAGACCCACAGCUUCCCCCAGGGCCAGGCCUUUGUCAGGAGGGACACAGGGGGGCGCUGCAACUUCACCUGGGUGCCCAGACAAGAACCCUAAAGAAGGACUGCCAGAAACCUCCAGGAAGGAAGAAAGAUGCUGCCGAGGAGAAGAAACACAGCUUUGUCUGGCUGCUGAACGGUACACUGGAUCUGAGUGGAGCCUGACGGACACAGAUCCAUGAAGUCCUCAACUGGACCUGGACAACAUCAACAGUUCUCUGGGAUCAGUGACACCCACUGGGCUCCAGCCUGCAGACCUUUGGUCCUGGGAUGACACCAGGCGUCUGCAGAUCCUGUGGACUCGUCCAUGUUUCCAUGUCAACCAUGAAGCCAGACCAAGACCACACAAACAUCUACCAGGACUGAGGUCUUCCAGGAAGCCUUAACCUGGAUUUAACAGCAUGAACCGGAUCUGAGAAGACCUGAUCUCCUAAUGAUCAUCUGGAGCAGAAUGUGUAGUAAAUCCUGAUCCAGAACAAGUCCACAUCAUCAAACUUCCACCGCCAUGCUUUAGAAAGAACUUUGAUCCAGAAGUCUUGAUGUUUGUCUGGAGGUAGUUUGGUGAACGUCCUGUUCUUCUCUCUUCUUCUGCCUCUUUUGUCUUCUGAACUUUCUGAGAUGCUGGUUCUGUCCUUCCCUCCGAAUGAUGGACGGGUUCUUCUUUCUCUUCACGCUGAUGUGGAGGAACAGGAGGGUUCUUCUUCUCUUUCUUCAUCACUCUUUCAUUGUCAGAAACCACAAGGAUCAGCUUUGAUUUUUAGGCUUUAAGAACAUUUUUUUCAAACAAGUUUUCUCACGAGCUGAAAACAGCAGAUGUGAAAACGGGGAACCAGAAGAAGUUCACCUGUUCAGGUGUGAUGAAGCUGCGACAGAACUGAACCUGUGACGGGUUCCUGCCUCUGAUGGAACAAAUAAAACUUGCUUCCCACUUAAA
This is a messenger RNA of Oryzias latipes (Japanese medaka), 2447 nucleotides long. NCBI's taxonomy places the organism in Eukaryota, Metazoa, Chordata, Actinopteri, Beloniformes, Adrianichthyidae. The record is from RefSeq and is a predicted model, not a curated record.